AUGGUCCAAUCUCCGUCCAGCUCGUCCGGAGAGGAGGAGGAAGAGGACUUUAUGUCUGACAAGUUCCUGGAUGUGGCGACGGCGGGUGCGCCCGGCGGCAAGAAGGCUGGCUCGGCGAGUGCAGAGACGUACAGCGAGCGCAGGCGCAAGGAGCUGAAUCGUGCCACGGAACGGGGCCGGAUACUUAGUCGCGCCGAACGAGAACGGCUUGCGCGACGGCAAGGGCUGGGGAGGAGUUUGAUUGAGAUUGCAGAGGGCGAGGACAGGGGAAAGCGCAAGAGGGAAGAGGAAGAAAAAGAGCAGGGCGAGAGCAAGGCGUUGAGGAUGAUGAAGGCCAUGGGCUACGUCGCUGGCGACACUCUCGGAAAGAAGGACGAUGACGGCGGCGACGAUGACAAAGAGGCGCCUCCGGCUGAUGAAGAGGCAGACGGAGGAAAGGGACGCGACAUGACCGCCCCCCUUCCGAUCGAUGAACGAUGGAUCGGUGCUCGUGUUCGGCACGGCAUAGGUCUCCUGUCGAGAUCGAUUCACGCAGCGUCUGAGAAGCAGGCCGAGGAGGCUGCCAAAGGCGAUCUUGAAGACUUUAGAAAGAGGGCGACAAAGGAGCACGAAGCGAGGCAUUGCGAGGCGUUGCUCAAGAGAGCGAGAAAGACGUGCGAAGACCUCGACCGACAGCAGGACAUCGAGUAUUCCCCGCUCUGGCUCGACCCACAGCUCCUCUACAUCAAGAAGGAUGAUCUUGCACUUGAUCGUGCGCGCCUCAUUGAACAGGCCCUCGACGAGGACGACGAAGAAGAACCAGAAGCUACAAAAGCAACCAAAGAGGGAAGCAAUGAGCCAGAGCAGACGCCAUCGCAGCGUCGACAAGAAGCAAAGCAAUUCAUCAACCUCGAACCCAAGGCUCGGCUAGACAUCACCCUCUCCCACCUCCGCUUUGCCCAUUUCUACUGCCUCUUUUGCGGCGAAAAGUACGGUUCGCAAGACGAAUUGCAGCAAGUCUGCCCAGGCGAGGAAGAAGAUGAUCAUUGA
Messenger RNA from Acaromyces ingoldii, 1029 nucleotides. RefSeq lists its product as hypothetical. The coding region runs from base 1 to 1029 and encodes 342 amino acids. NCBI's taxonomy places the organism in Eukaryota, Fungi, Basidiomycota, Exobasidiomycetes, Exobasidiales, Cryptobasidiaceae. The transcript has 2 exons. The record is from RefSeq and is a predicted model, not a curated record. Gene Ontology annotation, cellular component: kinetochore.